Messenger RNA from Lentinula edodes (shiitake mushroom), 771 nucleotides. RefSeq names its product yeats family-domain-containing protein. NCBI's taxonomy places the organism in Eukaryota, Fungi, Basidiomycota, Agaricomycetes, Agaricales, Omphalotaceae. Gene Ontology annotation, biological process: chromatin remodeling; regulation of transcription by RNA polymerase II. The record is from RefSeq and is a predicted model, not a curated record. The coding region runs from base 1 to 771 and encodes 256 amino acids. Gene Ontology annotation, cellular component: Swr1 complex; NuA4 histone acetyltransferase complex. The transcript is spliced from 4 exons. Gene Ontology annotation, molecular function: histone binding.
AUGGCCAACGCUGACCGCGUUCGUGUUCGAGGACUUAGUAUCGCUCGACCGAUAGUAUACGGAAAUAGUGCCAGGCUUCUGACCAGUGAAGAACGAGAAAAUGUUCCUCCCGAACAUACACAUAGAUGGACUGUAGCCCUUCGCAGUGCGGCGUCUGCUCCAGGCUCAGAUAUCGUUGGAGGAGCAGACGAUUUGAGUUAUUUUAUAAAGAGGGUCUCGUUCAAGUUGCAUGAGACGUAUCCCAAUCCGAUGCGAAAUAUCGACAAACCACCUUUUGAAUUGUCGGAAACAGGAUGGGGAGAAUUCGAAGUCCAUAUCAAACUGCAUUUUAUCCCAGAAUCAGGCGAAAAAGUCAUAACAAUUUACCACCACCUCAAACUUCACCCAUGGUCUCUAUCCGGCGAUACCGAAUCGAUCCCACCGCUCGAAGUCGCGCAAAAGGCCGGAACCGUUCAUUCCUGGCAAUACGAGGAAAUUGUCUUCAACGAUCCGUACCAGAAUUUUCUUAAUAUCCUCACAAAUAAUCCGCCGACGCCUAUACCCCGUACGAACACCAGCGGUAGGACCAUACCGUUUCAUAUCGGAAAUCCGGCAUCUUUCGAGUCUUUGAAAGGCGGUGUGCCAGAGUUCACGUCGCUCCUAGAGAAAGACGAAGCUGAGAGGCUAGAUAAAGCCAAGAAAUUGAUUAUUGCGGAGCAGGAAAAGACACGGGCACUUCUUAUCGCAAAGGAGAAAGAAUUGGCUCGGUUACAGAAGAUGCUGAACGGCUGA